GUGGAGUACUGCCCCUGUGUGAUAGCCAACGACUGCUGGAACCUGCUCAUGGAGUUCAUGCAGAGCUUCAUGGGGAACCACGCCCCCGGCAUCCCCUCCCUGUUGGGCAGCAAGCACGACAGCAUCUACAGCCCAGCAGACACCGUGCUGCAGUACAUGGAGCUCUUCAACAAGAUCCGCAAGCAGCAGCAGGUGCCCGUGGCAGGGAUCAGGUGA
Merops nubicus (carmine bee-eater) is the source of this 216-nucleotide messenger RNA. It is a transcript of the gene MED20, whose product is annotated as mediator complex subunit 20. The annotation marks the transcript as partial. The transcript has a single exon. Gene Ontology annotation, biological process: regulation of transcription by RNA polymerase II. NCBI's taxonomy places the organism in Eukaryota, Metazoa, Chordata, Aves, Coraciiformes, Meropidae. The record is from RefSeq and is a predicted model, not a curated record. Gene Ontology annotation, molecular function: transcription coregulator activity. Gene Ontology annotation, cellular component: mediator complex.